AUGUUGAGGACCAUCGGGUCACGUGGCAGAGUUUUUGGGCUUUGUUCAUCUUCCAGAUACAAUACUGCUCUGAUAAUAGUUUCCUCGAAGCAACCGUCAUACAUUGUCCCGUUGUUCUGUAACGUUUGGCCGUCGUAUCUGCGCUCUCCGAUCUCAGAUCGCAUUCAAUUCGACACUAGAAACGAUUUCCUUGCUUCAAAAAUUAAGUGGAAAAGAUGGUAUAUUGACAUUGGUGGCAUGAUUCUCCCCUUGGAAAUUACAAUUUCUGGUAAUCUUAGAUCUGCUGAUGUAGCUUAUGCUUCAUGUGUUGUUUUUGUCUAUCUUGAUUUAGCUACUCGGGGUGAUGAGAGGAUGAGAUGGGUUUGGACAGAGGUUGUCCUUGCUGCAUCCAUUGUGAGCAAAUCUGGCAAAGUGCUAGUUUCUAGACAGUUUGUGGACAUGACUCGCAUAAGAAUUGAGGGUCUUCUAGCAGCAUUUCCCAAGUUGGUUGGGACUGGGAAACAACACACAUACGUUGAGACUGAGAAUGUGCGUUAUGUUUACCAGCCAAUAGAAGCACUGUACCUGCUUCUUGUAACAAACAAAAACAGUAACAUACUGGAAGAUUUGGAAACUCUGAGACUUCUCUCUAAACUUGUACCUGAAUAUUCUUACUCUCUUGAUGAAGAGGGUAUUUGCAAACAUGCCUUUGAGUUGAUUUUUGCAUUUGAUGAAGUCAUCUCUCUUGGGCACAAGGAAAAUGUGACUGUUGCACAAGUGAAGCAAUACUGUGAGAUGGAGAGUCAUGAAGAGAAGCUGCACAAGUUGGUUUUGCAGAGCAAGAUUAAUGAAACUAAGGAUGUUAUGAAGCGAAAAGCUAGUGAGAUUGAUAAAAGCAAGAUUGAAAAGAACAGAGGUGAAAAGGGAGGGUUUGGUCCAUUGCAGUCUAUGGGCUCUGGAAGAAUUGAAAAUAGCUUUAGUGAUUUGAGUAUAUCUAGCAGUGGAACUGGUUUUGGAAGCGGCUCUGGUUUUGGAUUGUCUUCUGAUGUUGAUUCCUUUUCAACCAAGCCUAAAGGUCGUCCCACUUCAUCAGCCACAGCUCCACCAAAAGGUCUUGGAAUGAAGCUUGGGAAAUCUCAAAGGACAAAUCAGUUUUUGGAAUCAUUGAAAGCAGAAGGUGAGGUCAUUCUUGAAGAUGUUCAGCCAAAACUCUCCCAGUCUCGUGCUGCUGCCCUGCCACCUACUGAUCCCAUCACUUUGACUGUUGAGGAGAAACUGAAUGUGACACUGAAACGAGAUGGUGGUGUCAGUAAUUUUGAUGUUCAAGGCACAUUGUCUCUACAAAUUCUUAACCAAGAGGAUGGACAUAUUCAAGUACAGGUCCAAACUGGUGACAAUCAGGCUGUCUCUUUCAAGACACACCCUAACAUGAAUAAAGAAUUAUUUGCCAAUGAUUGCAUACUAGGCCUAAAGGAUCCCAACAGGCCUUUCCCCACUGGUCAAGCCAGUGAUGCUGGAGGUGUUGGUCUUUUGAAGUGGAGAAUGCAAAGUAGUGAUGAGUCAAUGGUGCCGCUGACAAUCAACUGCUGGCCCUCCUCUUCUGGAAAUGAAACUUAUGUCAGCAUUGAAUAUGAGGCUUCAUCAAUAUUUGAUUUGCGGAAUGUUGUGAUCUCUGUACCUCUUCCAGCUCUCCGUGAAGCACCUUCUGUUAGACAGAUUGAUGGGGAAUGGAGGUAUGACUCCAGGAAUUCCUUUUUGGAGUGGUCUGUCCUUCUAAUUGAUAAUUCCAACCGCAGUGGGUCCAUGGAGUUUGUUGUUCCACUAGCAGAUUCAUCGGCAUUUUUUCCCAUUUCGGUCCGAUUUAUGGCAACUGAUACUUUUAGUGAUCUCAAGGUCACCAACAUUAUACCAUUAAACGGUGGUAAUCCUCCCAAAUUUGCUCAGAGAACACAGUUGAUAACAGAUAACUACCAAGUUGUGUGA
This is a messenger RNA of Sphenostylis stenocarpa, 1962 nucleotides long. The record is from the annotation of a GenBank genome assembly. NCBI's taxonomy places the organism in Eukaryota, Viridiplantae, Streptophyta, Magnoliopsida, Fabales, Fabaceae.